UGCACACACACACACACUCAUCUGCACUCUCCAGCUCAGUCAGGGAGGGAGAGCAGAUCUGAAAUGGCCAUCUAUUGUUUGCAUCUAAUGGGAGCACAAAGUUACGGGCAUGUGAGGCUGGGAGGUGGUGAGGUGAGCAGGAGGGGAAAGAGGAGGUCUGCUGGCUGCAGGAUUCCAUCACUCUUGGCAACCGUUGUGGAGUUACCACGGAAACACUGUGCCAUGUUGUCUGCCUCUCUUUUGUCUUCCUCCAUCCCUCUGCAUUUUUCCUCUCACUCUCUUUCUCACUCCAUCUCGUCUUAAUCGCUGGUCGACCUCCUCCUGGCGUUGCCACGGCGAUGCUCUGGGUCCGCCGCAGACCCGUUCGAACACAGAACAGAGCUGCGCGCUGAUGAAGGAAGUCAUCAGCUGAGCUCCUCGUUCUUUCGCCGCUCCCCCUGUCACAUCCGAUGACCUUUCACCCCUACACUUUUCUUGCCGUUUGAAGAGCAUCGAUUGGCCCGGCAAGUCAGCUGACAUCACAUAAAGUUGGAUGAAGUUGGAGGGAGUGAGGCACUCUCUGCUGCAAUCAGAGUUGAUGUUUUCAUGACUCGGUUGCUCUGAGUGGCGUCCCAGCGCUUCACAGAGACCAAACAGAGCUCUGUGAACACUUCCACAAACCCUCACCAGGAUGAAUGAGGAGGCGGAGGAGGCGCAGAUGCCUGAGAGGAUGCUGGAAGCUGAGGAGGAGACGCAGUUUGAAAGCUUUGCACAAACUGAGGAAAAUCCAGAGCUGAAAACAGAGGAGCCGGAGGAAGCGAUGGAAACUGAAGAGGCUCAAGAAGAAGAAAAGGUGCAGCAAAGUGAGGAGCUGGAGGAGGCGCAGAGUAAUGAAGAACUGCAGGAGGAUGAGGAGGUGCAGAGUGAAGAGGCAACAGUGACAGGGGAGCAGGAGGCUGAACGGGAGCUGAAUCAGGAGGACCCACAGACUGCAAACUUGGAGAAAAGAGAGGGGGUACAGGAACCCCAGGAGGCUGAGGAGGAGGAGCAGGAGGAGGUGCGGGGUGACGAGAUGUUACGGUCUGAGAAACAGCUGUGUGAAAGGCAGCAGCUGCAGGAAGAGGAAGUGCAGCAGACUGAGGAGCAGCAGGACUUUGCAGACACUCUGGAGCCAAAUCACAACAACCAGGUCCUGAUCCGGCUGAGAGGAAUGCAGAAAUACAAAAGUACAUCACAGAGGCUGAAGGCAGCCCUGGAGCAGAUGGACCGGGGGGUCGUGGACCUACAGGAGCUCCGCAGGAACCUGGAGCUCGCUGCGGCCAUGUUGGACGCUGUUUACACGGAUGAAACGAGACGCCUGCUGGACACAGAGGAUGAGCUGAGCGACCUGCAGGCGGAGUCGGUUCCCAGCGAGGUUCGGGAUUGGCUGGCGUGCACAUUCAGCAGGAGGACGGGCGUGUCCAAGCGUCGCCCCGAGGAGAAGCCCAGAUUCAGGAGCAUCGUUCAUGCAGUGCAGGCUGGGAUAUUCGUUGAGAGGAUGUACAGACGGACGUCCAACAUGGCCGGCCUGACCUACCCCCCCACAGCUCUGAAUGCUCUGAAGGAGGUGGAUCAGUGGUCCUUCGAUGUUUUCACCUUCCACGAGGCCACAGGAGAACACGCCCUCAAGUUCCUCGUCUACGACCUGCUGACCCGCUAUGACCUCAUCAACAGGUUCAGGAUUCCAGUGCAGGCUCUGGUGCAGUUUGUUGAGGCUCUGGAGAGUGGCUACAGCAAACACAGGAACCCCUACCACAACCUGAUCCAUGCAGCUGAUGUCACUCAGACCGCCCACUUCCUGAUGUUACACACCGGACUAAUGCACUGGCUCAGCGAGCUGGAGAUCCUGGCGAUGGUUUUUGCAGCAGCAAUUCAUGACUUUGAACACACAGGAACCACCAACAACUUUCAUAUCCACACCAGGUCAGAGGUGGCCAUUCUGUACAAUGACAGGUCAGUGCUGGAGAACCAUCACGUCAGCGCCGCCUACAAGCUGAUGGCAGAGGAGGAUAUGAACAUCCUGGUCAACCUGAACAAAGACGACUGGAGAGAACUGAGGUCUCUGGUGAUUGAGAUGGUGAUGUCCACAGACAUGUCCUGCCACUUCCAGCAGAUCAAGACCAUGAGGAACGCCCUGACACAGACACUUGGUAUAGACAAAGUGAAGGUUUUGUCGUUGAUGCUUCAUGCUGCAGACAUCAGUCACCCCGCUAAAGCCUGGCCGCUUCACUAUCACUGGACCCACAGUCUGAUGGAGGAGUUCUUCAGACAGGGAGAUAAAGAAGUGGAACUUGGUCUUCCCUUUUCGCCACUCUGUGACCGCAAAGCUACCAUGAUUGCCCAGUCACAGAUAGGUUUCAUUGACUUCAUUGUGGAGCCAACGUUCAGCGUUCUGAUAGAUACCACUGACAAGGUGAUUGGGCCACUGAUCGAAGAGGACAGGAAGGCCAGAGAGACUGGAAACAGACGCUCCAGCCUAACAGGAAGUGGUUCAGUCACCGUCGAGUCGGUGCAGAGGCACAGCAGUGGUCUCCAUGGCAACAGCGAUGAUGGACCGACAGACUUUUCACUGACUGCCAUCGACCUGCCGGCUAUGAGGCUCCACCUUUCCGGCGUCAUUGCGAGCAACAAGGAAAGAUGGAAAGAGCUGUCCGUGCACGAGCUGGCCAAUAAGGAAAAAGAAGAAAAAGAGGCCACAGAGGGCUUAAAAGUCAACCCAGACGCCCAAUCAAGCCACAACAAAGACCAAUCACCAGACCCCAACUCCUCUCCCGCCCCUGAGAGUCACAACGAUGAGUCACCUGAGCUGGUGCCCACAGAUCACCUGAGCUGGAAUGGGGAGGAGAAGUUGGAAGAGGAGGACGAAGUGCCCGAAAAUGCCUGACGGCGUGCCGCUGAAAUCUCCCCGCUGUAUCUCACUGUGGCACGUCACCAUGGCAACAGGCAGCUUGGUGGAGCGACAAAGAGGAUUCCGAUUCUUCUGUGUAAACAGAGUAGCUGGCUCAGCGGCCCCUCAGUGGUCCCCAAAGGCCUACAGACUUUAAGUUUACAGACUUUGUGUUUACAGUCCAAUAUGGAAAUAUAACAUUCAACUGACAGCUUUCAUCAGAUUACGGCUUCUUAGCAGCUUCCUGGUCUAUUCAAAGUGGUGAAAAUGUGUAGUGGUAUUUUAUUAGAGAACCAUGUGACCGCUGUCUGUCACAGACCUGGAAAUGUCAGCAUUUAAAUGAAGAAAAAACAGACAGGAGAUGGCCAAACCUGGAGAACCUCAGUUGAAGGGGUGUAAGUUCAUCAGCAGUCGUGUGUGUAGACGGGAACCUCCUAAGAGGAGUGGUUGUUGCUCUGCUCUUAAAUCCUGCCUCAAACUUUCAGACAUGUUGCUCUUCUGACCCAACCUGUGAUGUUAGAGCUGUCCAACCCGACGUCCACUGCGGCCAUCAGGCAGGAUGAACGUCUUGAAUGACUUCAGUCUGUUGCUAGUCAAGUCAAACUUUGUACCAAACAGAGACCGUGCACAAAAACAGAAGGAAGUCUUUGUUCUUCGCUCGUUCUGUUUAGAAGACAAGAUUGCUGACCUGGAAAGUCUUCAGGUCUGUGAGUGAACCGUUUAAAUUUGAAUCUGGUAUAGAGAAGAGACCAAAGCUGUGGCAAAUAAAUGGCUGAACAAAAAGAGAAAUGACGAGAUUACAUCUAAAGUUUAGACAAUUAAAAGUGAUCAAAUCAUGAAUGUUAUCAGUCAGACUCCUUAGACAUCAUCCAGACAUCUCACACUCUCAGCUGGUCAUAAAAUCCCUUUCCUGUUGCUUUUGCUCCAGCAGCUCUGUUUAUGUUUCAGCAAAUAUCUAUAACAUUUUAAAUAUUUUAUACACAUGUGGACAAAACUGUUAAUCCAAGAAAAACUCAAUGUUCAAACAAAAGUUAUGACUGGUCAAGAACCGCUCUAAGGCCCAUCUUUCAAGGCGGUCUCGAUUCGUUUCCUGUCAGACUGAGCAGCAGGUCUCUCCGAGUUUGUUAAAAAAACAAUCAGACACAGAGACGUGUUGAAAUGUGGUCAGAUCAAUGCAGGCUCUUUGAAACAACUCAUUGUUUUUUGCACUGUUUUCCUGACAAUCUAUAAGCCCCUUCAUAGUCGUCGGCUCCUCGGGAACUGUCUUGCAGAAUACCUCCACUGUACCAAAGUAGCAGUAAAAAGUGUUGUUUCUGACAUUGAUACAGACGUUUAAAAUUGAUCUGUGAAAUAUAAAGUUUGAAUGAGUAAACUUUCCAGACAAGGAUUGUAAAGCACAGGACUUCCAUAAUUUUAUGUCUCUUUUUCCUUUUUCCCGCCCUUGUAAUUCCUGGCCAAUGAUUGAAGAGAUCUUCAGUCUCAUGCUAUUGUUUACAAGCUUUGGUUUGAAGCACAAAUAUCCGUUUGAUGGCAGUCGGAAUACAGACCAAAUGCAAGCCAUAGGACUCCAUCAAGACCAAAUUAUAGUAUUUUCCGGAGUAUGCGUCGCACCGGAGUACAAGUUGCAAGACCAAAAAAUGUCUAAUCAAGAAGAAGAAAACCAUAGAUAUUUCGCUCUUGAGCAUAAGUCGCACUUUUGGGAGAAAAGUUGGACGUUUCAGAACAAAUCUGUUGAGCCCAGCGUAACUAAAUAAAUAAAUACAGUAAUACUAAUCUUUCGAUCUGUGUAAGAAAAACAUCAACAUUUAAGAGGAAAACAAUUAGAUUCUCUUCCAUGUUUGUUUUGGACAACACUUCUUCUGCUGCUGCUGUCAGUAACAAAUACUUUUACUCAGAUGCAUUGCCCUCUAGUAGUUGUUAGAGGAAACAACUGCUAAAAGACAACUGAUGUUUACUGGGAAAAUAACAAAUAUAUGAGCCUGUUUGUGUCUCAAAAAAUACAUAAAUAAGUUGCUUUUGAAUAUAAGUCGCAUCCCUACUUAAACUAUGAAAAAAACUGUGACAUACUCUGGAAAUUAUGGUAAGUGGAGUCGGUGUGGAGCAACAGGCUUUUCCAGUUUUUCCAUUUGAGAUUUUUUAAUGUCAAAACCUAAAUGGCGUCUACACUGCAUGUCCACUGUGAUGAGUUUAACUCCAGAGGUUCUUCUGAAUGAAGCCAAGUAAGUUAAGCUUUGUGUCAUAUUUAAACAAAAAUUUGAAACAUUGGGGUGAACAGUCUGUUUCUUUUUAAGUUGGACUGGAUAGAAAAAAAAUGGCAAAAUGAAAACCUGAUGCUGCCAGUUUGGUUGUUUUGGUUAUCAAAACUUGCUGAAUCACCAACUUGCUGUUUGCAGCACCACAUCACCACUUUAACCUUCUUAAAAUAUAUAUAUAUAUAUACAUCAUUUACUGCCAUUUCACUGUGACUUUCUGAAACAAUUUGAAAGUAAAAUUUUCUUGAAUUCUCAACAUGUUUGGUUCCACAGAGAGCAGAGCAGCAGCCAUGAAUCUUUAAACAUGACCCUUUUAAUGCUGUGGACUAUUAUGAACUUUGCAUAACAUUCUACUGCUGUCACUGUAAAAAUGAGCGGCCUGACUCUUCUGACAGAGGUAGACAAAAGGUGAGUCAAAAAAUUCAAUGAGUCAAAGGGAUCCUUUAAAUAACUUAAGACAGUCUGUGCUUUUGGCUUCUCACUGUCAUAUCUCCUGACUACUGAAAUCUACUAUAGAUUUGAAGGCAACAUCUCCUUUUCCACUGGAAUUGCCGCUGAAAGCAGACAUUUCUUCAGAUUUUCUGAGCACUGUGUUGGAUUGUCGCUCCCUUCAGUUUCUGAUUGUAUUGAAGGCGAAGUGCCUUCUGCACUUAGAACAACCAAAUACACCAUUCAGCUCCCGCCUACUAUCAGUCAAACUCUGCGGGUCCCUCCUUUGGAAUCUGGCACUCAUGGUUUUAGUUGACUAUGUCACAUAGCUGUAGGACGGUGUCUUAUUUUUUUUGAAAGUACAUUGGGGUCAAUAUUAUUUGAAACGCCAAAAAAAAAAAAAA
Oryzias melastigma (Indian medaka) is the source of this 5990-nucleotide messenger RNA. It is a transcript of the gene pde1a, whose product is annotated as phosphodiesterase 1A, calmodulin-dependent. The record is from RefSeq and is a predicted model, not a curated record. The coding region runs from base 671 to 2902 and encodes 743 amino acids. Lineage: Eukaryota; Metazoa; Chordata; Actinopteri; Beloniformes; Adrianichthyidae. Gene Ontology annotation, molecular function: 3',5'-cyclic-nucleotide phosphodiesterase activity. The transcript has 16 exons. Gene Ontology annotation, biological process: signal transduction.